UCUCGGGUAAAGGCUGCACCCGGGCCGGGCGAGGUGGUGUCUGUGCUGUCCUGUGCGGGUGUUCGUGAGACUCGGCUGUGCCGCCAUGGCAGACCCGCAACCUGCGUCCAGCGGCCUCACCGACGAGGCCGCCGUUAGCUGCUGCUCCGACGCGGAUCCCAGCACCAAGGAUUUUUUAAUGCAACAGACCAUGCUACGAAUUAAGGAUCCUAAGAAGUCAUUGGAUUUCUAUACUAGAAUUCUUGGAAUGACGCUAAUCCAAAAAUUAGAUUUUCCUUCUAUGAAAUUUUCACUCUAUUUCAUGGCAUACGAGGAUAAAAAUGACAUCCCCAAAGAUAAAAAUGAAAGAGUAGCAUGGGCAUUUUCCAGAAAAGCUACCCUUGAGCUGACACACAAUUGGGGCACUGAAGAUGACGAGACCCAGAGCUACCACAGUGGCAAUUCAGACCCUCGAGGAUUUGGUCACAUUGGAAUUGCUGUUCCUGAUGUGUACGGCGCCUGUAAAAGAUUUGAAGAACUGGGAGUCAAAUUCGUGAAGAAACCGGACGAUGGUAAAAUGAAAGGCCUGGCAUUUAUUCAAGAUCCUGAUGGCUACUGGAUUGAAAUUUUGAAUCCUAACACAAUUACAAGUAUCAUUUAAUCGUGUGGGAAUGGUGCUCUGAGAUGUCAGUGAGACGGAGAUAAGAAAGAAAGCAAUGCAAUUCAGGAUGCUCAGAUUCCAGAAGCUUUGGGACUGAUGGAUCACUGCCCCAAUUCAAGUUUUUCUUCAUUGUAUGUCCUUGGAUGUAGUCGCGUGACUUGACUUGUUGGGUAAUAAUUAGAAGAAUUCCCUUCAGAAACUACAUUCGCCUUCUUCUGUCUCCUAAACACUGCUUCUCUUAAAAUCUUCUUUGCAUCAUUUAUGUGCUUUAAAAAACAUUUGCCAUGUUUUUGUUGUAGUUACCUUCUGGGGUUUCAGCUCCUUAGGAAUAGCUUUUCAUGAUGGAAAGUAAAGAACACUGAACAAAAAUGGAACGUCAUGCAUACUUCAAACCCUAUGAAGUGUUUGUUUUACAAAGGAGAAGAUACCCGUGAGAGCAAUUCAGAAUCAUGCUGACAAAGAUACUGAUGGAAAAACUAAUUUCUUUGUAUUUAUAAAGUACUCUCAGAAUUCAA
Lepus europaeus (European hare) is the source of this 1155-nucleotide messenger RNA. It is a transcript of the gene GLO1, whose product is annotated as glyoxalase I. Gene Ontology annotation, molecular function: lactoylglutathione lyase activity; metal ion binding. Lineage: Eukaryota; Metazoa; Chordata; Mammalia; Lagomorpha; Leporidae. The transcript has 6 exons. Bases 86 to 640 code for a protein of 184 amino acids. The record is from RefSeq and is a predicted model, not a curated record.